Orbicella faveolata is the source of this 1482-nucleotide messenger RNA. RefSeq lists its product as uncharacterized. The record is from RefSeq and is a predicted model, not a curated record. NCBI's taxonomy places the organism in Eukaryota, Metazoa, Cnidaria, Anthozoa, Scleractinia, Merulinidae.
CAUCACCAUGACAAGUCAACGUUGUCAUCAUUGAGUGAUACAGUACACCAAAAACUGAACAAUGACAAAUACUUUAGCAUGAAACAACACAUGCUGGCAGCCAUUACCGAAAAGAAAGUGGAAAUUUGGCAUUCUCUUUUGAGAGAUUCCAUUGAAUGGGAUUACACUGCACCACAGAUUAGGCUGAAUGCCCAACUUCUUAGUGUAAACAAGAUACAGCAUGAAUUUUGCCAUCAUUUUGUCCCUGAAUAUCAAAGAGGUACUGGAGAAAGGGAUCACACCCUUCUUGCAAGAAGAUCAGCUGAAUUUAUUAUUGAAAAAUUGCAGCUCAUUGCAAAAAACCUCGUAAGCCCAAAGCAGGUUCCACGUCAAAUUGGUCAAAAUGGAAAACUACUAGGAGAGCCCAAGUACCAGCUUCCUUCAUUUGGCAACACCAUCAUCGAUGCCCUAUCUCUCCCACUGGCAUACAGUCAUGACAAGAUAAAACAAAAUCGGGAACCAAAAUCACAUGUGAUGUGUGACUUUCCCAACUGCAACACUGAGGGCACUCAACAGAUAACAAGACUGGCAUGUUUUCAUACUUGCCAUCGUCUAUGCCUGGAAAAUAAUGGAAACUCCUGUCCUAUUUGCAAAGAUCGUCUUCUCAAGAGGAUCACUGAUUUAAGUGACACAUUUAACAGUGGCUUGUUGGAAACCAAAGAUAACUCACCAGCCAUAAAUGAAACAAAUGAACAAAGUACAAGCCAAGCAGACAUUACCACAACUACAGGAAGAAAUGCAGAAUUUUACAAGUCGCAUGAAUGGGAGAACUUCAUUUCUACAAGCUUUGAACAGCUGGUGAUUCCACAGCCAAGUGUUCUGCAUACAACAACCCGAGAACCCACACAGACCACAGGAAGCACCAGUACCAGUCAAAGGCAAAAUCACUGUUCACAUUGUGGGCGACCUGGACACCGCAAAUCUCGUGGUGCGUGAAUUACAUGUCACAUCCUAUUACAAUCAAGCAGUCAAUCUUCUCAACACACAACACAAUCGUCAGCACAACCACAAUCUUACAAUCCGCAAUCUUACAAUCCACCUAUACCUUUGUCAUCACAAGCCUCCACACUUUAUGUUCCUCCUUCCACUACAGAUACUGUUACUUCCUGGAAGCUACCUGUUUCCUUGUCACAGUCAACAAUAGGGGGACGCAAAGGGGAGCAAUGCAUGCACAGUUACUUCACUGUUACUGGCCAAGACCUACCUAACAAAUAAACAAUUGCUCCAAUUUUUUUUUUUUAAAUUGCUAAACACAUAAUUAUUUACCUUGCUUUACUCUACUUAUAACACGACACAAUACUUAACCUACUUACAAUACACUACAUUAUCAUUAUCAUUAAUAUUAUUAUUAUAUUAUUAUUAUUAUCAUUAUUUCUAAUGCUUUUACUGUCGUACAAACGUCACUUACAAUACAUUAAAAAAAACAACUAUUUAAAAUACUUG